AUGCUGACCAGUCGUUUAAUACCGCGGACCGUUGUCCGAUCUGCUUUCCGUUCUCCCUCAUCUUUACCUUCAGUCAUCGCCCCCGCGUCGCGAUGGAGAAGAGGAUACGCUACUGAAGCCGAGGAGAAGGAUCUCGUCAUCAUCGGUGGUGGCGUAGCCGGAUAUGUCGCAGCUAUCAAGGCUGGGCAGGAAGGGUUAAAGGUCACCUGCAUUGAGAAGCGAGGCGUGCUCGGCGGCACUUGUCUCAACGUUGGCUGCAUCCCUUCGAAAUCCCUCCUUAACAACUCCCACAUGUACCAUCAGAUCCUCCACGAUAGCAAACCUCGAGGUAUCGAAGUCGGCAAUGUCCAGCUUAACCUGGCGGCUAUGAUGAAGGCAAAGGAUACCUCCGUCACAAGUCUGACCAAAGGUAUCGAAUAUCUCUUCAAAAAGAAUGGCGUCGAGUAUAUUAAGGGAACCGGUACUUUCGCUAGCGAACAUGAAGUCAAGGUCCAGUUAAACGAUGGCGGCGAGACAAGCGUGGUCGGCAAGAACAUCCUCAUCGCCACUGGUAGUGAAUCCACGCCUUUCCCAGGGCUCGAAUUCGACGAGAAGCGCGUCGUCACAAGUACUGGUGCCUUGUCCCUCGAGAAGGUUCCCGAGAAGAUGAUCGUCAUCGGCGGUGGCAUCAUUGGCCUUGAGAUGGGUUCUGUGUGGUCGAGACUGGGCGCCCAAGUUACCGUCGUAGAAUUCCUGGGUCAGAUUGGCGGCCCUGGCAUGGACUCCCAGAUCGCCAAAGAGGCGCAAAAGGUCCUGAAGAAGCAAGGAAUAGAAUUCAAGCUCAGCACCAAAGUGGUCAGCGGCGACCCUAGUGGUGAGAAAGUCAAGCUAGAGGUGGACUCUGCUAAAGGUGGCAAGCCUGAAAGUCUCGAGGCAGAUGUCGUCCUUGUUGCCAUUGGUCGCCGCCCAUACACUGCCGGGCUCGGUCUGGAGAACAUCGGUCUGGAGAUCGACGAGCGGGGCCGUGUUGUAAUCGACUCGGAGUACCGCACCAAGGCCUCGCAUAUCCGCUGCAUUGGCGACGUCACAUUCGGCCCUAUGCUUGCACACAAGGCCGAGGAAGAAGCCGUUGCCGCCGUCGAAUACAUCAAGAAGGGCUACGGCCACGUCAACUACGGCGUCAUCCCGUCCGUCAUGUACACGCACCCCGAAGUCGCCUGGGUCGGCCAGAACGAGCAGGAACUCAAGCAACAGAACAUCCCAUACAAGAUUGGAACCUUCCCCUUCAGCGCCAACUCGCGUGCCAAGACUAACUUGGACACCGAAGGUUUGGUCAAGAUGAUUGCUGAUCCCGAGACGGACAGACUCUUGGGCUGCCAUAUUAUCGGACCCAACGCCGGCGAGAUGAUAGCCGAAGCCACCCUCGCCUUAGAGUACGGCGCGUCAACAGAAGAUAUUGCGCGCACGUGUCACGCUCACCCGACAUUGGCGGAGGCGUUCAAGGAGGCGGCUAUGGCAACUUACUCGAAAGCUAUCCACUUCUAA
This is a messenger RNA of Annulohypoxylon truncatum, 1524 nucleotides long. Its product is annotated as dihydrolipoyl dehydrogenase mitochondrial precursor. The transcript is spliced from 5 exons. Gene Ontology annotation, molecular function: dihydrolipoyl dehydrogenase (NADH) activity; flavin adenine dinucleotide binding. The coding region runs from base 1 to 1524 and encodes 507 amino acids. Lineage: Eukaryota; Fungi; Ascomycota; Sordariomycetes; Xylariales; Hypoxylaceae. Gene Ontology annotation, cellular component: oxoglutarate dehydrogenase complex; mitochondrion. The record is from RefSeq and is a predicted model, not a curated record.